This is a messenger RNA of Sycon ciliatum, 2121 nucleotides long. Its product is annotated as endophilin-A3-like. Gene Ontology annotation, cellular component: cytoplasm. NCBI's taxonomy places the organism in Eukaryota, Metazoa, Porifera, Calcarea, Leucosolenida, Sycettidae. The record is from RefSeq and is a predicted model, not a curated record. Gene Ontology annotation, molecular function: protein binding. The transcript has 10 exons. The coding region runs from base 319 to 1347 and encodes 342 amino acids.
AGAUGGUUGUACUGUAGUCGAUACUCGAUGGGGUGCGGUCGCAUGCAGAGACUAGCGAUAGUGCGAACUGCACAGAGAUCCUCUUCGCGAAAGGAGCGAAAGAGCUUCGAAGGCUACAGAUCAGGAAAUCGAAGACUUUUCAGCUUGUUGCAGCGCUCUGGCUGUGUUUUUCGGUGUUUCUCUAGAAAACUAGCUUGAUCGGGCCACCAGUUGUUCAGAGUCAGAGUUCAGAGAGCUUCAGGAAAGAGUAUUCUUGCAUUGGCUUCCGAGAAGAAGAGUAUCUGAGUGAUUUAGUACUUUUGACGGGCAGACCACAGAAUGUCGGUGGCCGGAUUGAAGAAUAAAUUCGCCAAGGCGGGGCAGUACAUGAGUGAGAAGGUCCUGAAGGCCGAGCACACCCGCAAGGAUGAGGAGUACCGGGAGAUGGAAAAGGCUGUGGACACUAUGGCUGCUACUGCGGAGCACAUGGUUCGAGAGGUCAACUACAUGUUGCAGCCCAACCCGACGGAAAGAAUGAAGGUUGCGGCCAGAAGAAAGGUGAAGAGCGACAAAGCAUUCUACCCGUACGAAGAAGGACCGGUCGGCGAUGUCAUGUUGAAGGCUGGUAGUGAGCUCGGUGACAAGGCUAUCAACUAUGGUUCUGGUUUGGAGCAGGUGGGCACAGCAAUGAAGGAGCUGGCUGAUGAAAGAGACAACCUGCAUGUAAAUGUAACACACAAUUUCAUUGACCCGCUCAAUAGAUUCCUACUGCAAGAUAUCAAGGAGAGCGCCGCACAUCGUAAGAAGAUGGAGAGUCGUCGGCUGAACUUUGAUGCAAAGCGCAGAAAGAUGGCCAACGCGAAAGGAGGUAACGCCGGUGUCACAGAAGAGGAGGUGCGGGAGGCCGAGGCAAAGUUCGAAGAAUCGUAUGACCUUGCCGCAGACAGCAUGCAGAAUCUUCUCGACGCUGAGGGUGAGCAACUCGCUCAGCUCAGUGCUCUGUGCGAAGCGAUGGUCGACUCUCACCAGGCCUCGAUCCGCAUCCUGGAAAACGCCCUGUCAUCAGUCCGCAACCUCAUUGACUCUUCGGCAUCGCGUGGCACUGCCGAGCGUCGUCGGGUACGUCCCGUUCCCGUCGACUCCGGCCGCCAUAGUGACGAAGAGGCGCCAGGCAGCAGUGGCGGCUCCGAUGCGUUCUGCGUGUCGCUCUACGACUUUGAGCCGGAGAACGAGGGCGAGCUGGGAUUCCCCGAGGGCGCCCACAUCCAGCUCGUGAGUCGCAUCGACGAGAACUGGCUGGAGGGAUCGUACCAGGGCCAGACCGGCUUCUUCCCCACGAAUUACGUGGAGAUCAAGAAGGACCUGUAGGUACCGAAUCAGCACACCUGUGUGUGCAUUGUAUACACACACACUCGCCUCCGAGGAGGGACUGUGUGUAAUUGUGCAACCUCUUGUGGCCGGUUGGCUGCCGGCUAGGAGGACAUUCCAGGCAGGGUUUUAAGCCGGGUGCUACGCCGAGGCACACCGUUUUCACCUGAACUUGCUGCAGGCCUGUCAGUGCGGCCACCUUGACUUAGGUCUUGCUUUUUAACCGUCAUUUGUAAGUAGCAUACAUAGACAUGGAACAGCUUGCCUUGAUUUUGCAUCCUUUUUGUGCGUUCUGGUCAUUUUGUAGUUCGACUCCCGCCGUUCCUGUGUGGAAAUAUGUGCAUGUGUGGGUGUGCGUGUGUCUGUGCAUGUGUGUGUGUGUGUGUGUGUUUGUGCGGGUGUGGGCGUAGCGUCCUAACGUCGUUAGUCUUUUGUACUUUAUCUAGCUCUUUCUUGUAUGCCGGCCUGGUCUAUUCACACAGUUUUUUCUGCUGUGAUCCGUGUUCGCCCCCUUGAUGCUUUUGGUCGGGGCGCUUUUGUCCUGGUCUUGUUUCUCAGACGCCCUGCGCAUGUUUGCUUCGUAAUUAACUUUACAGACCAAAUCAAUAUGGCCCCGUUUUGUUUUUGCAAUGAUGUCGUUGAACCCUGACUGCGGCCUGUUGACGAGGAUUAUUACUCGUGUAUGCUGUUUUGUUAUCUCGCUUGCGAUUUGUUCGUGACUUGCUAUUUUCAUUUACCGCCUGGUUUUGCUGAAGAGUGAAGUACAUUCAAUGA